Caretta caretta (loggerhead turtle) is the source of this 6149-nucleotide messenger RNA. RefSeq names its product LIM domain 7 (gene LMO7). The record is from RefSeq and is a predicted model, not a curated record. Gene Ontology annotation, biological process: regulation of signaling; regulation of cell adhesion; actomyosin structure organization. Gene Ontology annotation, molecular function: actin binding. NCBI's taxonomy places the organism in Eukaryota, Metazoa, Chordata, Testudines, Cheloniidae.
AGCGUUCAAAAGCCCUCGCGGAGCGCCGGCGGCUGUCUCCUGCUCCAGUCCCACCGGAGCGGCGGCGUUGCUGGGGGUUGUCCACUGAUCUCUCGCUUCCCCACCCCUUUUCUCUUGCUUCCCAGCCAUGGAGGGGAGAGAGGAUGCUGAGGGCAGCUGCGAUGUAGCUUUUGCUGAAGCUCAGAGAUGGGUGGAGGCAGUCACUGGGAAAAGUUUUGGAACCAAAGAUUUUCGAGCAGCUUUAGAAAACGGAGUCCUGUUGUGCGAUUUGAUUAACAAGAUCAAACCUGGCAUCAUUAAGAAGAUCAAUCGUCUGUCUACUCCAAUAGCUGGUUUGGAUAAUAUAAAUGUUUUUCUGAAAGCUUGUGAAAAUAUUGGAUUGAAAGAAGCUCAGCUCUUUCAUCCUGGGGAUCUUCAGGAUUUGUCCAGUCGAGUUACUGUCAAGCAAGAAGAGACCAAUAGAAGACUGAAAAAUGUUUUGAUUACAUUAUACUGGCUGGGGAGGAAAGCAAAAAACAACCCUGGUUACAAUGGUCCAAACCUUAACCUUAAAGCAUUUGAGAAAUUACUAGGACAAGCUCUGACCAGGGCCCUCGAAGAAUCCAGCAGUCUGAAAAGCAGUGGCAGGGAUAGCGGGUACGGUGAUAUUUGGUACAUUGACCGUGGAGAAGCAUUUUCACCUUCCACUAGCCAUAAAAGAGACGAUUCUUUCGAUAGCCUGGACUCCUUUGGUUCAAGAUCCUCCACAAGCUUUUCAUCAGAUAUAACCUUGAAGGGUGGCAGUGAAGGUUGCGAAAGUGACACGGACUCUGAACUGCCUUACAAAAUGCAUGAUUCUGGCAAAGAUGACAUGUCAUAUCGCAGGACUGCUGUGAUUGAACCAAAACCUGCUACAGAGUUCAAUCGUUUCUUACCCUGCAAAACCAAACAGGCAUCAUAUAUGCCAGCACCACUCAGAAAAAAAAGGACAGAGAAGAAUGAGGACAACAGAAGAAGCUGGGCAAGUCCUGUCUUCACUGAGCCAGAUGGAACAUUUUCAAGUAACCAGAGGAGGCAGAGGCAUUUGGACCCUAAAGAGGAAAGCAAGCCAAAAGUUAACAUUUCUUCAAAAUUCUCCGGCUAUUCUGAUGAUGAGGAGGAAAAGGCAGUAGGCAUCCCAAACAUUGAAAAAGAUGAUCUCUAUGUUCGCAAACUAAACUCUGCAGUUUCAAACCCAAUGGUUUCUUUUGAUAAGUUUCUACCUAAAUUUUGGACUCCAGAAGAAGAAUUGCAUUGGAAAAAAAUCAAAAAAGGAUCCUCUUCCAAACCAUGGUAUAAGGACCUUCAGGGAUUCAGUAGAAGGAAGUCUGAUUCUGAGGAUGAAGAUUCAGUCUAUAAACAAAGCAAUGCCAAACUGACUGCUGAUUAUGUGGGGGAAUCAUUGUCCCACAUUGCAGAAGGGGGAAUCACGUACGCCUCUGAUCAACGCAGUCAGUUUUCAUUACUUCAGACCCUCCAAAAAUACUCUGAUGACUACUUGUCUUCUGAAAUGAAGACCAAAAUUGAUCCUACUUCUGGCCCUAGGGUCAUAACAUGCAGAAAGAAUAUUUAUUUUACGCCAGGAUGGAACCAGAGGGAAACUCUGAAUGGAGACCCAUAUCCAGACUUGGAAAAUGACGAUUUGUUUGUUCGGAAGAUUGGGACUUUCCACAUGAAUCCAAUUGCUCUCCAAGCUUUUGAAUACUUUAGAAAAUCCUCUGAGCAAGAACCUCUUUUAGAGGGUGAAAUAAUUCUGCAACCCAGAGAGGACCAACCUGUUAUUCCAGACUUAGAAAAAGAUGACAUGAUUGUUCGUAAAGUACAAACACAUAAAAAAGAAGUGCCUUUAUCAGGUGCUCCAGAUAAAUACCAUCCUGCACUCUUUCCUGACCCUUGGAGUCUUCCACCAGAAAUCCAAUCCAAAUUUCUUUGUUUACUUGACAAGACUAACCCAACAGAAGAUGAAAAAAAUGGUGGUAGAGUCUUAUCACCCUCUUUGCAGCAGAAGAAGGAUGACAUGCUGACUCGCAAGAUUGAGUCCUGGAAAGUAGGAAGUGUUCUGCAGCCAGUCAGUUUUACUCCAGGUCCAUGCAGCGAAGAAGACUGGAAAAAAUGGGAGGCUAUCAGAGAGGCCAGCAAAGUUAGACACAAGAAACGCCAGAUGGUUGAGAGACUGUUUCAAAAGCUUUCUGAUGAGGAUGGGAGCAAGUCUUUGAAUGAUGUCAGUGCAGAUGAGGCCCAAGUGCUGCGCCAGGUUCGUUAUGAAGAGCUACAGAAAAUAAAAUCCAAGCUACAGGAACAAGAUCAAAAGUGGCAAGAUGAUCUAGCAAAAUGGAAAAAUCGUCGAAAAAGUUUCACUUCGGAUUUGCAAAAGAAAAAGGAGGAGAGAGAAGAAAUCGAAAGGAGAGCCUCUGAGACUUCUGAAAGAAAUAGCAAGUCACUGAAAGAAAUGCAGCAGGACAGGGAGAACAGAGAUCAAGGAUCCUACAGCGACAUGCAGCAAAAGAGUGAACGCACUCGAAUGUAUUCAUCAGAUGAUGUAUUUAGUGAAGAAAAACAUCCUUCCAGACCAUCAGUAGCAAAAGAUUAUCUUGUCGAAAAAGAUGCCUCUUACAGCUUUAAGAAGAAUGAAAAAUCAUAUGCUGCACAAACUAACAAAGAGAAUUCUCAAAAGCUAGAGAUCUAUGCAACAGCUGAAACUCAAAUUCCAUCUAAAAGCCUAUUAGAAGAACAGAGCUCAGUCCCUUUGUCUACUCACCAUUCAGUGAAUGCACAAAUGGGGUCAGCUCGGGUUUCAGCUUCUCUCCCCAGAAGUAGCCAGAAAACAGAUACCUCUAGGUUAACAUCUGUGGUUACACCAAGACCUUUUAGUGUCCACUCAAGAGGAAUUUCAUCACUUCCCAGAUCAUUUACGGUGGACGAUGUCCAGAAAUAUAAUGGAGAAGUAGAUGGAGCCAAGAGAUCUCAAACUUUGCUCACCAGCUAUUCAUUUUCAACACUGGAAGCAGGACCACUUCUCUCCGCAGAUGCAAUGACAAGUGGUGGUGAGGAAGAAAAGGAAAGCAUUAAAAGAAAAGAGUCUCCUACCCUGAGAGCUUCUGCUACAUCCCAAUACCAGGAUGCAGUGUCCCCUGAUCUUAAAUCAGAGUAUUAUACUCAUCCUGACCCUGUUACAGUUGCAGCUUCUGCAGAAAUAAGAAACCUGCCAGAGUCAGAGGUUUCAGUGUCACAGGACAAGUACAGUGAAAUGAGAAUCAGUAUAAACCAGAGAUCUGGUAACAGUCGGAACUUUGGGUUCACCACAAAUUGGAAACCUUCUGGGGUUUUUGUACAGACAAUUGAAGGUAGCACUGCAGACCUUGGCCAGCUGCAAGUAGAUGAUGAAAUCAUUGCUGUUAAUGGCACAAGAGUUUCACAAAUGGACCAUAAUCAGUGGGAGGAAGCCAUGGCCAAUGCACUAGAAACUGGAAACUUGGUCAUGGAUGUCAGACGAUAUGGAAAAAAUGAUUGGGGCAAAGACCAGCCUUCCCUGCCAUAUGUAAGGCAUAAAAUCCUCAAUCUCACCAGUAUGGCUACCAACAUUGUAGGUACACCUGAAAAUAAAUGGAUUGAAGCAACUUCUGGAGAUCACAAUUCUACCAACUCUUCAAACAUAUCAGCCAAAAGAGAUUUCUUCUACAGCCUUCAAAAUUCUGAUGCUGGAGCAAAAGUGAUAAAUGGAAUGCAAGCAGAUAUGAGCUCUCAUGAGCAAAAAGAAUCUGAACCUAUUUCUUUGAAAAACUUAAAAAGACGGUCACAAUUUUUUGAACAAGGAGGCUCAGAGCCUGCAGUGUCUGAUCUCCCAGUUCCAUCUAUUAAUGCUCCAAGUCGUUGGACUUGGGACCAAGAAGAAGAGAGAAAACGACAGGAAAAAUGGCAGAAAGAACAGGAACGUUUACUUCAGGAGAAAUACAAACGUGAACAGGAGAAACUGCGGAAAGAAUGGCUACAGGCUCAGCAAGAAGCAGAAAGAGAGAGUUCCAAAUAUUUAGAUGAGGAGCCGACUGUCCUAACCUUCAACACAGUAUCGGUACCUGCACAUGCACCACCUAUUUCUCGCUGGGGAAGAAACGUGGGAGAAGACGCUGAUGAUCUUGAAGGAGGCAGAAGACAUGAGUGGGGGGAACCGCAGCAGAAUGAGGAAGAGAAGGAAAUGGAAAGGAGGAGACUCCAGGAGGAAAGGAGACUUCAAGAGGAAAAAGCCCUGCAUUUGGAGCAAAAAAGGAAAGCCCAAGAACUAGAGCUUGAAAGAGAGCAAAAAGAAAAGGAACAACAAUAUGCCGAGGAGCAGAAGCAGCGAGCAGAGGCCGAGGAGCAGAAGCGGCGCAUGGAAAAAGAAAGGGAGAUACCAAUACAGAUGCCCCAAUACCGAAGACAUUAUGACCAUUAUGAAGUAUCUAAAAACUUUGAAGAUCCAUCUGGCCACUUUCUUGCUGACAGAAAUAAAUCUAGAUCGACUUCAGAACUGGAUGAUUACCCCAGAAGUCAAAAUGGUACAAACAACAAAUAUUUGGAAAAGUCUUGGAAUGUCAGUGAUUCACAGAAGGGGUCUCAGAAAGAGCCUGCUCAGUCUUCAGCAGAAAUAGAGAGACAACAUAUCCUUCAGGAAAUGAGAAAGAAAACAUCACUACAUACAGACAACAGCUGGAUUAGGCAGCGUAGUUCUAGUGUGCAUAAGGACCCUGUUAAUCUUCACAAGAAUACAAUGAAGAGAGGUGAAUCUUUAGAUAACCUUGAUUCCUCAAGAACAAGUUCAUGGAGAUCUCCACUUUGGACGAAUCAAUCUGCCUCUUCCACAUCCUUGUCAUCUAAUCAAGAUUUUAGUCGCUCUGCUGCUCCACUAGUGUCUACUUCGAACCGAGCUUACAUGCGUACCCCCUCCUCCAGUGUAGCACCUCCUUCAGCCAGCUCUGGAAGAUCAGCAACUUCAUCCCACAGUUUCCCCUCAGCACCUUCGUCUGUACCUCGUGCUCAGUCUCCUACCUCUGCUUCCCGAUCAGGAGCUCAGCAGCGGAACAGGUCAGUCAGUGGGAAGAAAAUAUGCUCAUACUGUAAUAACGUUCUGGGCAAAGGAGCAGCCAUGAUCAUCGAAUCUCUUGGUCUUUGUUAUCAUUUACAUUGUUUUAAGUGCACAGCUUGUGCAUGCGACCUCGGAGGCUCGCACUCAGGAGCUGAAGUCAGGAUCCGAAACAAUGAACUCUUCUGCAACGACUGCUAUGUCAAAUUUAAAACUGGACAGCCAACCUCCAUGUGAAGCAACCAUAAACAUGAAACCAUUGUUGCAGAUAGAAGAGGAGGUGGUUGCUGGUGAUGUAGAUCUAUAAAUAUGUAUUUUGUUUGUGUUUUUUAAGGGUAACGUUUUUGCCUGUCUAGAUUAUGUAGAAGAUGCAUUGUAUCUUUCAUUCAACUUUAGUUAUUUAUGAGAAUGUAAUCACAAGAAGGAACUCUCUUGGGGGAAAACACAUUCACUUUUUGAGUUCAAUGUACUUAAAAGCACAAGGGAGAACAAACAUUUAUCAGUCAUAACUUCAAAACAUUUUUGAGGCUGAUAAUCAACUAGCAGAGUUUCCAAUGGUAUAUGAAGAGGGUAUUUUGUUUUUUAUGCUCUUAAAUGAGCACUAUUGAAAUAGUUAAUAUAAAUAUGUAUUUGUGAUUGCUAUCUUUAUUUUUGACAUAUGCUAUGAGGUGAAGUCUCUAGAAUAAUAUGAAGCUGCAUUAAAAUGUACACCAAAAUGUUUGCUUUCUGUAUUCUGGUUUCUAAAACUGUUUACUAUUUGCUUUUUGAAAGUACAAAGUAUAGGCUGUUUGCUCAGUGGUGAUGGCAUAAUCUUUUGCAUAAGAACAAUGGAACCUCUUUGGAGGAAAGGAGUCUAUUUUCUCUUUAUAAUUGAAAAAUAUAACUAUCCGUUUCCCAUCAAAGAAGUUAAUCCAGAAAGUGGAGAAUUUUUUGUUGAAUUCCAGUACCUUUGUAAAUAAAUGUUCUGAUACUGAAUUUAUUAGGUAUUUCUUUCUCUUUCCUGCCUUUCAAAAUAUCCAGAGCCAUGAAUGGUGCAUAGAGUGAAUUUGCUGAACAAUAAAUAUGAUUGUUUGAA